Messenger RNA from Rhizoctonia solani, 2052 nucleotides. RefSeq lists its product as uncharacterized. Lineage: Eukaryota; Fungi; Basidiomycota; Agaricomycetes; Cantharellales; Ceratobasidiaceae. Gene Ontology annotation, cellular component: cytosol. Gene Ontology annotation, molecular function: peroxidase activity; heme binding. Bases 1 to 2052 code for a protein of 683 amino acids. The record is from RefSeq and is a predicted model, not a curated record. The transcript is spliced from 7 exons.
AUGAGUAUUAAAACGCUCACAGCCGACGAUUAUGAAGAAAUCUGGCAACAUGAAAGAGAUAAGAGGCUGCUCAAGCUUUUGAGAGGCCGAGGCCAGGUGCCUUUGAUACCAGAAUCUGAUAGCGAUCAGGUUCCUCAAUUGGAUGACAUUCAAGGAGACGUCCUCUUCCGCUUCCCGAAGACUUAUGAACGCUUUAUUUUCUUCAAUAUUACCAACAAAAACCUAUUUCUCGAGGCCCUAGGGAAAUUCGAGCCUACUACGGCUGCCGAUGUAAAGAAGAAUAUGCUUGAUAUUUGUCAGAAGAAGGAGGAUAUUAGGGCGUUCAACAAUCUUCAGCUGGAAAUGGAGACGGCGAAAGAAAAGGCAGAGAGGUUACGAAAGGAAGCAGAAGAGUUAAAGAAGAAAGCGGAAGAGCUAGAGAGCGGGGAGAAACCAAACAAGAAAACGAAGGAUGACCAGAAACCAAAACACGAACGAGUUCCACUCAAGCAGAAGUUAAUCGCACUUACACGAGAGGGGCUCAAUGAGCUUGGCUUUAAGGACGAGACUGGUGAUGAUCGAUUCGACGGGAAGACUAUGCUUGAUGACAGAACCUAUCUCGGGGACCAAUCAGAUUGGGAUCUACUUUUCGACUGGAAACAAACAGGGGGGAGCGAUGAUAGCCUAGGCAGAACCGAGAAUAAGAAUCGUAAACCCACUACGGACCGCAAACCACUUCAUGGGGUGAUUGUCAUAGCCACGGAAACGGAGAGCCAAUAUAAAGAAGUAACAAACGAGGUCGAAGAAAUUUUCAAGGACUCCUGGAAAGAAAUGGGCACUCUGGACGGGAAUGUUCGUCCAAAUGAAAACCGCGGCCAUGAACACUUUGGAUUCCUAGAUGGCAUUUCUCAGCCAUCAAUCCGUGGUAUCGAACACCCACUCCCUGGGCAACUCCAGGUCGACCCUGGGGUUAUUGUCAUGGGAUAUCCUGGCGAUCCAGUACCAAAGUCGAAGCGCGCGCCCUGGGCCAAAGGUGGUACAAUGAUGGUCUUCAGAAAACUAGAGCAGUCUGUUAUUGAGUUCGAUGAGUAUUGCAAGGCAAAUGGGCCUCGUUGGAGGGAGUUCUUUCCAGGAGGAGAGGUCGCGGCAAAUCAGGUGAAUUUCGACGAAGAAGACGGAGCUGACCUUUUCGCGGCUCGCUUUGUCGGGAGAUGGAAAUCGGGAGCACCCCUUGCUCUGUCCCCCUGGUGGGAUGAUAAGGAGCUCGCUACAGAUCCAAAACGAAACAACGAUUUCGACUACACUGUCACCGGUGUACCUGGUGUUUCGGCUGGGGAGCCAAGCGAUUAUUACUGCCCCUUUACCGCUCAUGCCCGCAAAACUGUUCCGCGUAAUCUAGAUCCAUAUAUUUCACGCAAAUACUUUGAGUCGAGUGCUAUCGUCCGAGCAGCGAUUCCAUACGGACCAGAGCUGGAUCCCAAAGAACGGGAGGAGUGGAGAAUCAAGAAGAAAGAGGCGGGCUCAAAAUUCGUGUUGGAUCCGGAAGACCGUGGGCUACUGUUUAGCUGUUACGCGUCCCACCUAGAUUCCGGCUUUGUCCGCCAGACAACCGGAUUUGGAAAUAAUGAUUUCUUCCCUAUAACUUCACUUACGCCGACCAAACAUGGUCAAGAUCCCAUUAUUGGUGGUCCACCCGCAAAAAACUCCUCUGGAGUAGAAAGACAGGCUGACCUUGACCAGGAACCGACCAAGCCAUUCAAAGACGGUGACCAGGUGGAUAUUAAGCUCCAAGUUCCUGGUGACACCCUCAACACAUAUAGGGUCAAUGGUCAUGUUCAAGUCAAGCCUCUUACACAGAAGGCUCCCCCAGGCGCCGAUAACCCGUUUUUUGUUACCUCACGAGGAGGAGAGUACUUCUUCGUUCCAUCUAUUUCAACAAUCGAUAAAUGGACAGGGAAAUACGAGGAGAAGCGAACUGAAGCCAAGAAGAAGAAUGAUGAGGCUAAGAGAAAGAGGCACGAGGCCAGGAAGAAGGCAGAGGAAGAAGAAAAGAAGAAGCGAGAGGCAAAGUAG